Rhizoctonia solani is the source of this 2001-nucleotide messenger RNA. Its product is annotated as asparaginyl-tRNA synthetase. The transcript is spliced from 12 exons. The record is from RefSeq and is a predicted model, not a curated record. Lineage: Eukaryota; Fungi; Basidiomycota; Agaricomycetes; Cantharellales; Ceratobasidiaceae. Gene Ontology annotation, cellular component: cytoplasm; mitochondrion. The coding region runs from base 1 to 2001 and encodes 666 amino acids. Gene Ontology annotation, biological process: aspartyl-tRNA aminoacylation. Gene Ontology annotation, molecular function: ATP binding; nucleic acid binding; aspartate-tRNA ligase activity.
AUGCGAUCUCGCUCUAUACUUGGACUUGCUCGUAGUCGACAACCAGGACAUGUAUGGUCCCGUACUUUUCAAUCGGCUUGUCGUCUGAAUCAAGAAAGUGUUCAGAAUAAGUUUCUUGCUCACAAUGUCGAUGAAUCUUUGAGCUUCAAACCAGGUGUUUUUCCCGCUCGGUCCCAUUCAUGCGGAAACUUGACGACUGAAGAUGUCGGCAAGGUUGUUACACUUGCUGGUUGGAUUCAACCAGCUCGACCAGUCUCGAAGCAUCUUACUUUUUUCACUCUCAAGGAUGGGGACGGCCAGACACAGCUGUUGGUUCGCUCUCCUACUGCUGGCGAUGCAGAAGCCGGCCCCAAACUUGAAGAUGUACCGGUCGAAUCUGUUGUCCUCGUCGAGGGUAAGGUAGUAGCCCGGCCUGGGUCAUCAAAACGAACGAAUACUUCGACGGGAGACGUUGAAGUGCACGUUGACAAAUAUACUGUGCUCAAUCCCGCAACAAAAUUACCAUUUAGAAGUGACGAUCGGUUCGAAUUGGUCAAUGAGCAACUUCGUGCAACACACCGGCAUUUGGAUCUCCGUCGGGACAGCUUGACUAAAAAUAUCAAAACCCGAAGCAAGGUAGCCCACAUUGCCCGAAACUACUUGUAUGACCUUGGCUUUACCGAAGUAGAGACUCCCAUCCUCCUCAAGUCCACACCAGAAGGUGCACGUGAAUUCGUUGUCCCCACUCGACUUGGUUCCUCUGAACCUCUGUUCUAUGCGCUCCCUCAAUCACCCCAACAGCCCAAACAGUUGCUUGUAUGCUCUGGAGCAGUAGACAAGUACUAUCAAAUUGCUCGAUGUUUCAGGGAUGAAGACGGGCGCAAGGAUCGACAGCCCGAGUUUACCCAAAUUGAUUUGGAGAUGGCAUUUGUUGGAUGGGGCGAUGGUGUUGAUGUCGGUGACGGAUGGAGGAUUGGAGGAAGAGAAGUAAAGAACGUUGUGGAGGGGCUGGUUAGAAAGAUAUGGAAAGGAACUUUGGGCGUUGACCUCGAGGACAGAUUCAAAGUCAUGCGCUAUGCUGAUGCAAUGGAAAAGUACGGUUCAGAUAAACCAGAUACGCGAUUCGGGCUCGAGAUCCAUCCGGUCACUUCGUUGCUGCCUGAAGGUAUACAAAAUAAACUUUCAGAGACUCAGAUGCAACUCGAGUGUCUGGUUGUUCGACACGACGACGAGACAUUUAAUUCUGCGUCUAGGGCAGCAGCUGGCGAACCCAGCGCGACUCGUAUAACCAUCACAGGAAAUAACCUCCACUCAUGGGCAUCGGAAAUUCUCAAUUCUGAAGUGGACUGCAGCCACCUUUCCCAGUCCUUACGGCUUCAUCCAGGGGACGAGGUUUGGGUUUGCCUCCGAUCGGCUAGUCUGGAUAUGGGCGGCUCAACGCCGCUCGGUCGGCAGCGUCUAGCCAUUAAGGAUAUUGCAGAGCGAUCCGGAGCAUACAUCCCUACCCAAGUUCCUCACUUCCUAUGGAUCACCGAGUUCCCACUCUUUACAAGCGCAGACGGAGACAAAGAAUUCCUCGCCAAAGGCCGUUUAAGCAGCUCGCACCAUCCCUUUACAGCACCCAUGGCCGAGGACGUGGACAAGUUACUGAACGGACAGCCGAGAGAGGUCCGAGGGCAACACUACGACCUCGUCUUGAACGGUGUCGAGAUCGGAGGAGGGUCCGUGCGUGUACAUGACCCUACGUUGCAGCGGUUCAUAUUCGAGCAAGUUCUUCAGCUCACUCCGGCUGAGACUGAGACUUUUUCUCACUUGCUCGCUGCACUCUCUGCAGGAGCGCCCCCGCACGGUGGAUUCGCAAUUGGGUUUGAUAGGCUGAUAGCCGUACUAUGCAACGCGACGUCAAUCCGAGACGUUAUAGCUUUCCCAAAGACGGCCGGUGGAACAGACGCGUUGUUCAAGAGCCCCAGUAGGGUAGACCGGGAGAUACUGGCCGGACUGGGACUGAUUGGCAAAAAGUAG